UUUAUUUCCAGACGCGAAAGGACGAGCUGUGAUGUAUCGAGCGACGUUCGACUUCAGCAAUACAGUGGAAGGCACUCUUACGUUACACAAAAACGAGCGCUUUAUUUUACUAGACUCUUCAAACAAACAUUGGUGGAAGAUGAAAAGCACGAGAGACGGACGAAUCGGAUUGGCUCCCGCCAAUUACCUGGAACAAGAGACAGAAACGGAAGAUGAUAGUGACGUGUGUAUACUCAAAUAUGAUUUUCAAGGAUCAGGAGCUUUGCAGCUUUCAUGUCAGCAAGGAGACAAGGUGACCGUUGUGUCUAAAGACAGUAAUGAGUGGUGGACUGUAAGGUCAGCAGCUGGAAGAUUUGGUUUAGUCCCAGUUAAAUACAUGGAACUAAGUAAAGGAGACAGACCCACACCUAGUCUUGGGAAUGUCAGCAAUAGCAUAAAGAGUAAGAAGACAAAGAAAUCAGAAUCCAGAAAAGCAUCGUCUAAAUCAAGAUCUCAUAGCGCUUCACCUGAUGUUCAGACUGAUAAGGAGUCGUCAUCACAAACAGCAGAGACGUCAACUUGUAGCCAAACAGAAAAAUUGCAAUUAAUAGACAAUUUUAUUGGUGAUGUCCAUGCUGCUGCUACUUCUGCAGGCGGUGUAUAUAGUGCUGAUCAGAAAAGAUUUCUUAAAGCUUUAAUAUCUCAUCGUAAAGACGUUACACAAGGUUUAAAUGUUAGUGUUCCAUUACAAUCUCUAAUGGCUCAAUCAGUUAGAACAGAGACGACAAGAGUGGAUAUUGAUACGAAUACAGACUUGUUAGGUGCUUCCACACAGACAAAGAAAAAAGCUCCUCCGCCACCAGAAAGAUUAGCAUCACUUACAAGAGGAACACGAGCACCAACUAGCCAACCAACAGAAGAGGAUGCACGUGUUUGUGAUGGUCUUGUUGACUUAGUGAUUGCGGAGUCAGACGUGUCUUCUAGUCAUAGAGAUGGUGUUGAACUAUUUGAUGUAGUUGAUGCACAGACGUCACAAGAGGUGCCGAGUGCAGUUGGUGGGACAGGAUUGAUGUUGAGACACUCACCUGUUUCAACUGAUGUUUCUAGUGGGAGAGAGUUGAUAGACUCAAUGAGAGAAAAAACUGGACUGAGUUAUGGGCUGUCUGCCGUAGCUGUUGAAACUGUACUUAUCUAUCUUAAAAACAAACUACCUGAUGCAGAGACGGUCAUCGAUCCCAUUUUGAAUUCGCUUGAGAAAAUUCAGGAGUCAGGCACCAGUUUGUCUGAAGGGGCAGACGAAGGCAGUCGUCGUGAUCGUGAUCGACUCGAUGUCAUCUUAUCUGAACUAAAGAGUUGCAAAGACGACUCACAACAACGUAGCUGGGCUCUCUUUGACGACUAUGCAGUGAUCAUGGAGUAUCUAGAAGAGUUGAUAUCAAUUCUGGGCGAUGCAGAUCCAGUUGUGUGUCGUUCGAGGGUGAUGCAAGAUCACUAUGAUGCUGUUCAUGGCCUUAUUACGUAUUAUCAAAUGGAAAUGCGUUCUCCUAUUCGACUGUUGCUUCUGAAAGUAUUUGGUGCUCUGUGUGGUCUUGACCAUGCCAUCGUAUCUGUUCUUCUCUCGUCUGUUUUGCCACUUGAGCUUGCAAGAGACAUUAAGAACAACACAAGUGACAACCAGAAGACACUUUAUUCGUCUCUAGUGUGUACGAUGAUCUUUUCCACGGGUGAGCAGACGCCAUUGGAGAUUUACGGUCAGUGGAAUGAUGAGUUUAUUGACUUUCUCUUGGAGAUCAUCGAAAACCCGCCUGACGUUGAUGGCGAUGAUCAAAUCGCUGACUCAUUCACUCAUCUAGUUCUCGCAUUCAACGUUCACUUCAAAGAUCCAUCUGAUAAUAGUGUGAUGCGUGUUCUAUCACGUCGUGGGACUGCAAAGACAUUCAGUGAGAAGCUGCUGAUGUUGGUCAACAGGGAAGAGGAUCCAGUUGCGAUGUUUAUGCCUCUUAGUCCGAGUUCGGGACUUAAAAUGCUUCACGACAUUUUCUUCAGUCACACAACAUCGGACCUCUUCUUCACCACUGACCUCAUGGUACUCAUCGACAUCGUCAUACGUCAGCUAUCCGACCUUCAAGCCGGAGACCAAAAUCGCUCUCACUACCUUCACUUACUACACGGCAUCAUUGCAGAGUCAAACUACAGCGAACACAAGCACAGACUGUCCGACAUCUCCGACUGUUUCCAGACGAUCGUUGAGGACGAGACAAGCGAAGGUGAAGCCGACAAACAAGCCGUGCUGCAACUGUGGAAAGACUUUCCACUUCUCUUCGAUUUCAGUACGUCACUGUAG
Molecule: messenger RNA, 2323 nt
Organism: Corticium candelabrum
Lineage: Eukaryota; Metazoa; Porifera; Homoscleromorpha; Homosclerophorida; Plakinidae
Product: NCK-interacting protein with SH3 domain-like
Exons: 14
Coding region: 32-2323 (763 amino acids)
Biological process (GO): endocytosis
Molecular function (GO): Arp2/3 complex binding; protein binding
Source: RefSeq, a predicted model, not a curated record